Messenger RNA from Melospiza melodia melodia, 1241 nucleotides. It is a transcript of the gene ARHGDIB, whose product is annotated as Rho GDP dissociation inhibitor beta. Gene Ontology annotation, biological process: Rho protein signal transduction. Gene Ontology annotation, cellular component: cytoplasm; cytosol; membrane. Gene Ontology annotation, molecular function: Rho GDP-dissociation inhibitor activity; protein binding. Lineage: Eukaryota; Metazoa; Chordata; Aves; Passeriformes; Passerellidae. The transcript has 6 exons. The record is from RefSeq and is a predicted model, not a curated record. Bases 175 to 777 code for a protein of 200 amino acids.
CUGCCGCCGCUCUUGGUUUUUUUUUUUUUUUUUCGCUGCGUGUGAGUGUUAUUUUUUUUUUUUUUUUCUCUCUUCACCAACUUCCUUCCUGCUCCAACUGCCAGAGCUCGGGGCUGAGCGCUGACAGCAGAGGAGGACCCCGGCCGCAGGCGCCGCUCCGCCGACCAAGCCACCAUGACUGAGAAGACGCAAGAGCCUCAUGUGGAGGAUGAUGAUGAUGAGCUGGAUGGGAAACUCAACUACAAACCUCCUCCCCAGAAAACACUGCAGGAGCUGCAGGAGUUGGACAAGGACGAUGAAAGCCUGGCUAAGUACAAGAAGUCCCUGCUGGGAGAUGGACCUGUGGUAGUAGACCCAACAGCUCCCAAUGUGGUGGUCACUCGACUCACUCUGGUCUGUGACUCUGCUCCAGGACCCAUCACCAUGGACCUUACAGGUGACCUCGAAGCACUCAAGAAAGAGACCUUCGUAUUAAAGGAAGGGGUGGAAUACAGAGUUAAGAUCCACUUCAGAGUAAACAGGGACAUUGUGUCGGGACUGAAAUACGUGCAGCACACCUACCGGACGGGGGUGAAGGUGGACAAAGCCACGUUCAUGGUUGGCAGCUACGGGCCACGGCCAGAGGAGUACGAGUUCCUGACGCCCGUUGAGGAGGCUCCCAAGGGUAUGCUGGCUCGAGGCACCUACCACAACAAAUCCUUCUUCACGGAUGAUGACAAGCACGACCAUCUCACCUGGGAGUGGAACCUGUCCAUCAAAAAGGAAUGGACAGAAUGAGUUCACCCAGUUUGCCUUCCCCCUUCCCGUCCCCUUGCCUCCUGCACCAGUCUCCAGGCCUUCGCUGCUUCUUCUGAUACACUGAGAACAACCCAGCCACCACCCCAUCAUGACCAUAAUGGGUUAAAUUGGGAAAGCACCUCCCUCCCUCUCCCCCAGUACUUCCUGGUGUUGUCCCCGUCUCUUCCAUACCAACUCCAGUCCUGGAAGUGCCUUUUCGAGGAAACAAGAUCACCUGGCAGGGGUGGACUGGUCCCUGGAAAAUCCCUCUCUUGAGUUACACUUGCCAUGUGCUCUGACUCAUUGUAAAGGGUUACUUACCUCCCGUGAUGGUCUCCUGGUCUGUGUCUGGUGCCCUACCCUGUUAAAAUCCAUCCUUGUGCAGGCAAAGCCAGUCAGGGGGAAUGCAGCUAGAUGCCGUAACAAGACUUCAGUGUCUGAAAAUAAAACCAGUUUCUUUCUUC